UGGCCCAGUCAGCAGUGCUGACCGGAGCCGCGAUGGUCCUUUUUCAACUGGGCAUUCCAGUAAAACACACAGAGAGAGCAGUUAAUACAGCCAUGUCUCACUGCUCCUCUGACUGCUUCAUUAUGACCUCAGAAUGUGUGGAAUUCACACAAAGGGAUUUCUGUGAGCUCUCAGAAUGGGAAACAUGCCUACAGUUGUGUUUUCCCAUUUGCACUUUCUGCUGCAGUGCAACACUGGCCUGUUCCCAUCUGCCAAAGGAAAAGGGAGAUUCAGGCCCUCAGAAACAAAAGCUUCUUGAAGAACUUGGAGAGAGUUGGCUUCCAUAUCUGACACCUAGAGAUGCCGAAUUCCACCAACUGUGGAAGACCGCAUAUUCCAAACUCCUCCUCAGGAAAGCUGAUAAGAUUCCCCAAGAACUUCAUCACAUAGUGCAAGAAGCCUUUUUGACCUUGCAAAAACAUGAUUGUUUCUUCCAAGAUCUUGUUAGGAUCAAAGGAAAAGAUUUUCUUACACCAGUAUCUCGUAUAUUAAUUGGAAACCCAGGAUGCACUUACAAAUACUUGAACACAAGACUAUUUACUGUUCCAUGGCCUAUGGAGGAUUAUGAAAUAAAAUAUUUCCAUCCUGAACUAUUUACAGCUUGUAAAGCUUUAAUCAAACUUAAUGACUACUUGAAUAUAGAGGCAGUCCAGGCUUUGCAAGAACAAAAUUUAUCUGGGACCAAAGAAACUGAAGAUACUGCUGUCACAGAUAGAGAACAGGAUUUUUCUAAUUUUAUUAAGGGGUCCCUCUUAGAAGAUCAAAGCAGUCUUUAUACACCAAGAAAUGACUGCACCACUCUGAAGUAUAGAACAUCUUAUAACUUGACUUUAUUGAAUUAUAUGGAUCCUCUACAAAUGCCGUACUUGAAACAAGAGCCUUAUUUUGGAAUGGGGAAUAUGGCAGUGAGCUGGCACCAUGAUGAGAAUCUGGUUGAAAGGUCAACAGUAGCUGUGUACAGUUACAGCUGUGAAGGUUCUGAAAGUGACAAAGUUAAUGAACAGGAUGAGGAAGGGAGAGACCCAGCUGAUUGGCACGUAGGCUUGAAGGUAGCAUGGGACAUAAAGACACCUGGACUGGCAAUACCCCUUCACCCAGGAGACUGCUAUUUUAUGCUGGAUGAUCUCAAUAUGACACAUCAGCAUUGUGUUCUGGCUGGUUUUCAGCCGCGUUUCAGCUCUACCCACAGAGUGGCAGAGUGCUCAACAGGAACACUGGAAUAUAUUUUUGGACAGUGUGAGGUUGCACUUCAGAAUUUACAGGUUGAUUCUGAUUCAGCGGCUUUAUCUUUGAAAUCACUGGAAGUCCAAGUUGUAAAGGAAGUGGAAGAAAUCCAUAACGAGGUCGAAUUUGAGUGGCUUAGGCAGUUUUGGUUUCAGGGCAAACGCUAUAGGAAGUGCACUGAUUGGUGGUUUGAACCAAUGGCAAAAUUGGAAGGAUUCUGGAAAAAGAUGGAGUUUAUGAGAAAGGAAAGAAAAGGAAACAAUCGCUGGGUGUCAUCAAGGAGCUGGUGGAAGACAAGCCUGGUUCUUGGUGAAGUUGGAAAAGGGGAACGAACCAUGGAACAAAGGAACAAAAUCAUCAGCUGCUUCUUGCCACUUCUUACUGAGAGACAGGAGCUACGCAAAGAAUGGACAGCAAGAUGCCAAUGCCAACUUGCAAUGAGUUUGCCAGAAGAGCAAAAGCCAAAGUGCCAUCCCUUCUGGAAGGAUGACGAUCCCAGUAUGCCUCUGCCAUAUGAUCUUGAAGAAGUCAUUGCUAACCUGCAAACUCUGCUUGAGUAGAUGGAGCACUAGAAGAUGUCCUCCCAGUUUAAAAUGACCAGUGCUCCACUUUUCAUCCUUUUGAAAGAAACGUCGUAAAAAUGGAAUAAAUCUCAAAUUCUCUUAUCCUUAAAUCAUAUGAGUUAUUUUAUGUCUUCUCUGAAUGCAGAUAUGUGCUUUUUACCCUUUUUAUGCCCUUUGUAACUGGAUUAUGGUUCUUAGCUACUGUUUUAGUGAUUGCCACAAAAAAAGAGGACUAAGCAUCAAAAUAUGAGAUCUUAAAAGUAAGGUUGUUUGUGAUCUGUUUUGAAAUAAUAUUCCAGAAAAGCCAGCAAUUCCAUGCUGGACUAUACAGGACUAUCCUGAAUAAAAGA
Molecule: messenger RNA, 2176 nt
Organism: Mauremys reevesii (Reeves's turtle)
Lineage: Eukaryota; Metazoa; Chordata; Testudines; Geoemydidae
Gene: FTO
Product: FTO alpha-ketoglutarate dependent dioxygenase
Exons: 10
Coding region: 33-1823 (596 amino acids)
Biological process (GO): DNA alkylation repair; RNA repair; regulation of multicellular organism growth
Molecular function (GO): mRNA N6-methyladenosine dioxygenase activity; broad specificity oxidative DNA demethylase activity; ferrous iron binding
Source: RefSeq, a predicted model, not a curated record